This is a messenger RNA of Drosophila serrata, 759 nucleotides long. RefSeq names its product Cuticular protein 72Ea (gene Cpr72Ea). Gene Ontology annotation, cellular component: chitin-based extracellular matrix. Gene Ontology annotation, molecular function: structural constituent of chitin-based larval cuticle. The record is from RefSeq and is a predicted model, not a curated record. Lineage: Eukaryota; Metazoa; Arthropoda; Insecta; Diptera; Drosophilidae.
AUGAAGUAUCCUCUUCUGUUAUUGGCCAGCCUGAGCUUGGCCCACGGCCUGGCCUUGUAUGCCACCACGUAUCCGUUUGUGUACUCCGCCGAGGGAUCUGCCGUGUUCACGCCCACCCAGCGGCAGUAUAUCACCCAGGAUCAGUUGGGUCAGUAUUCCUACGGUUAUGCAGAGCCCCUGUCCAGCAAGCAGGAGACCCGUACCCUGGAUGGCAUCACCCGAGGCAGCUACAGCUACAGGGAUCCAGCGGGUAAGCUCCAGACCGUUGACUAUGUGGCUGACAACGAGGGUUUCCAUGUGGCGGCCACCAAUCUGCCCAAGGCCAUAGUUCCCCUGGACUCUCUGGGAAUCUCUGGCAGAAGUUCUAGCCCAGGCAGUGUCCAUCCCGUGGAGCAUCCGGUGCAACAUCCUGUUGUCUCACAUCAAGUUCCGGUGCAACACCCAGUUGAAUCCCAUCAUCAUCCAACUGUUGUGGAGACUGGUCGCAGUGCUCAGCCCGAGGCACAUCAUCCCGCGGAGCAGUAUGGUUCACCCGCAGUUGGACAACAUGGUGGACAUGCUCCAUUGCCCCAUCCCGUUACCGACACCGUGGAAGUGGCUGCAGCCAAAUCUCUGCACUUGAAACGUGUCGAGGAUGAAACGGUGCGCAACCAAGUUCUGGCCAAGAUCCCAGUGGCUCGCAGUCAUGUGGUGGUUCCAGCAACCCCAGUUUAUGGGUACACCGUGCCCAGGUACUACUCUCCGCGGUUCUACUACUGA